Messenger RNA from Loa loa (African eye worm), 363 nucleotides. RefSeq lists its product as hypothetical. The transcript is spliced from 2 exons. Bases 1 to 363 code for a protein of 120 amino acids. The record is from RefSeq and is a predicted model, not a curated record. NCBI's taxonomy places the organism in Eukaryota, Metazoa, Nematoda, Chromadorea, Rhabditida, Onchocercidae.
AUGGGGGGGGGGAAAGGGAGUGUUGAUUUGGGGUUAGUUGGACGAGGAGAGCGUAAAGUAGACGACAGCAGGACCGCCUUGCAAACAACUCUUCCAAUAAUUUUGUUCAUUCGUACUUCUUUCCGUCCUCGUCUUCCUCCAUCAACCGUUGUUUGGUAUAUGUUAUUGCUGAUGGCAAGUGAUCAGGCAGUAACAGCAAACGGCAACAGCAGCAGCCGGAGCAGCACGGCACACAGUAAUGCAUUUUGCAUGUUGUGUGUGUGGUUGUCCGAUGAGAUGAUAGCCCAGUGUGUCGAAUUUUUCGUGCAAACGACUAAAUACCGUCAUCAUUUCCCGAACUUUAUUCCCCAGCAAGAGCAAUAA